UAGUCAACAAUAUACCGGGUAUAGGUUAAAAUAUUUUAAAGAUAACGCAAAAUUAUUAUCUUGUAUAGAUAAUAAUUGACAGUGUAUUGGUUUUAUUAUUGAAUAAAAAUGUUGUGACGAUUUGCAAGUCCGGAGAUAAAGCUUCAUAAAAAGUAAGUUUUUUUAACAGCAUGUAUAUUGAUUAUUGUAAACUGUUAUGAUAGCCAGUGGUUUCAGAAAGAAUCAGGUACAGUGGGUCAAUCGGUGAGCAAUGGAUUACAAACCAGUAACACCUCAUAAAUAUGCAGCAAAGUACACGACUGCAGAAUUUCUAUUAGUUUUCAAUGAGAGUAUUAUUGUGGUACUUGGAAUCAGUUUAAUAUCUCUAGCGAUAUGGUCUUUUAUAAGAAAGAUAGCGAUAUACACUUAUUUCAUGGAGAUUAAAAUAGACCCAACAUUCUUUGCUAUACCAGCUGGCUUCUUGGGGUUGUGCAGUGUGGUAUUCGCUUUACUAUUAAGGACUAGUAGUAACUUUAAAUAUAUGUUAUGGUUUGUAGUGCUCCAGAUAAUCGCCAUCAUCUUACUUUUCACGGGAGAUAAUAUUGGGACAUACUAUAAGUUGGAUUUUAGUAAUAAAACCUUACACCUUAGCGCCACAAUUCCAAGAGAGGCGCUGAAUUUAACCCUUAUAGAAUUAUUGGCGAUUUAUGAUGUCGGAACAGUUAAUAAUCAAACUACCUUCGAUAAGAUCCAGAAAAAAUUCGGAUGCUGUGGAGUAGAUGAUCCAGCAGAGUUUAUCCAGAUACCGUGGUCAUGCUGUAUUAAGAAUGAUUGUGAGAUCUUCGGCAACUAUCCUACAGGAUGUUUACGUACCAUCCGAGAAGACGUAGCAUGGCAAACGCAUAUUACCUCGUCACUUUGCCAGUUGUUCCUUUUAAUGAUGUUCUUUAAUUUAGCUAUUGUGGGCAGUAUCUACCUAUCCAACCGAUCAAAAAGCAAAGCGAUUUUGAGGGCGGCAGGUCAAAGUGGGAACAGUUGAAUUUUAACGCUUAUGUUUUAAAAAAUGUUGAGUUUCAUAAUAUUUAGAGUAAAAUUAUUUACAAUACAUAUGACUGAUUAAUAAUUAAUACAUUUAGAAUAUAUAUAAUAACGUAGCAGCUUGUAAUAAAUUAUUUAUAAACA
Molecule: messenger RNA, 1161 nt
Organism: Anthonomus grandis grandis
Lineage: Eukaryota; Metazoa; Arthropoda; Insecta; Coleoptera; Curculionidae
Exons: 6
Coding region: 251-1018 (255 amino acids)
Cellular component (GO): membrane
Source: RefSeq, a predicted model, not a curated record